CUCUCUUUUAUCCCUUUCCUCAGCCAGUUCCCAAUCUCUCCUCCAUUAAUUCUCUGCAACAUUCCUUUUCUCCAUCUAGUUUCUCUCAUGGGAGAUCAUUCUCAUCAUCAUACACGUUCGCUGUCCACAGACCUUUACGGCAUUCUUGGCAUCUCAUCAAAGGGUUCAUCGAUUAAAGAUAUGUGCAAGGCAUAUAAAUCUCUUGUCCACAAAUGGUAUCCUGAUCAUAGAAGUCCUUCGAGCAAAAGUGAAGAGCAAGGCAAUUUUAAAGAUAUUGACGAGGCUUACAAGACCAUCAAUAGCAAGAAGCAAGAAGAGGGAUUCGGAGGUAGCGAUAGACCUUCAACAAGAGAGAAACUUAACAACCUAAGCGUGGAUGAUAGCUUCAUUUCACGCCGCUCUUCUUUUCUUUCAAAGAGUACGAGUAGAAGGAGCACCACGCCUUCACCUAGACCAACCUACCUGUCCAAGAGUUCAAGCCGGAGGGGCAGCCCUUCUAGGACUUUGAAUUUCUCUCUGUCGAGAACCUUUAGUCGAAGGAGCAGAGCAGAUGCUGAGACAUCCACCAAUUUGUCAGGAAGCGUCGGUGGGCAUUCACCUUCCCCUCUUUCGAGAAGCAUGAGUAGAAAGUGUACAUCAGAAACUGAAAUGCGAAACAUUUCAAGAAGUACAAGCAGGAGGAGUACCACUCCUAUCAUAUUCUCUCAAACCGUUGCUCGGAGGAAACCUCCCCCAGUUGAAAAAAUGCUUGAGUGCACCCUGGAGGAGCUCUGCCAUGGAGGGCUAAAAAAGAUCAAGGUCAUCAGGGAUGUCAUCUCUGAUGAAGGAAUAAUUGUCCAAGAAGAGGAGACACUAACAAUAAACUUGAAGCCAGGAUGGAGAAAAGGAACAAAAGUUACAUUCGAGGGAAAAGGCGAUGAGAAACCAGGCUAUCUCCCAGCAGAUAUCAUAUUCUUGAUACAAGAGAAGGGUCAUCCUUUGUUUACGAGGCAAGGCGAUGAUUUAGAGAUUGCCGUCGAGAUCCCUUUGGUAAAGGCUCUCACAGGUUGCUCCCUUAUAGUUCCUCUGUUAGGAGGGGAAACCAUGAGCAUACAUUUGAACGAUAUCAUAUAUCCAGGAUACGAAAAGGUAAUUCAGGGCCAAGGCAUGCCCAAUGCCAAAGGAGGAAAGCGAGGUGACUUAAGAAUCACAUUUCUUGUCAAUUUCCCCACAGAAUUGUCCCAUCAACAACGCUCUGAAGCAUGUAGUAUAUUGGAAGAUUGUUCCUGACUGAUCAUUAGAUGAUCCCCUGCUUAUGCAUUGUAACCUUUUACAGGAUGCAAAUUAUUUUUC
This is a messenger RNA of Theobroma umbraticum, 1332 nucleotides long. RefSeq names its product HSP40/DnaJ peptide-binding protein. Gene Ontology annotation, cellular component: cytosol. The record is from RefSeq and is a predicted model, not a curated record. NCBI's taxonomy places the organism in Eukaryota, Viridiplantae, Streptophyta, Magnoliopsida, Malvales, Malvaceae. Gene Ontology annotation, molecular function: protein-folding chaperone binding.